Molecule: messenger RNA, 663 nt
Organism: Ambispora gerdemannii
Lineage: Eukaryota; Fungi; Glomeromycota; Glomeromycetes; Archaeosporales; Ambisporaceae
Source: the annotation of a GenBank genome assembly
AUGUCAUCUUCUAUAUCACAGAUCACGACGAAAGCAACAACAAAUGACAAUCUUGCUGUAAAAAUAGAGUCAACAGUAGAAGAGACAACAUCGGCUACUCUAACAACAUCUCAAGAUGAAAAAGAGAAAAGCGAAAAAGACCCUGGUUUCGUCAAAUUGCCAACAAAAGAUAUUGCGUUUUUGUUUGUUGGAUUAGUCUUGGCGUGUUUUUUGGCUAGUUUAGAUGGCACAAUUAUUAGCACAGCACUUCCGAGAAUUGCAACUGAAUUUGGCGCCUUAGAUCGCUAUAGUUGGGUGGCCACCGCAUAUUUAUUAACCUAUAAUGCUUUCCAACCACUCUAUGGAAAAUUUUCCGAUAUAUUUGGACGAAAAAAUACAUUACUAUUCACGGUGCUAGUUUUCUUGUGUGGAUCAGCAGGAUGUGGAGCUUCGAAUUCCAUGGAUUUGCUCAUUUUUUUCCGAGCUGUGGCUGGAAUCGGUGGUGCUGGAAUGAUAUCAUUAGUAUUAAUUAUAAUUAGUGAUAUUUUCCCGUUGGAGGAAAGGCCAAAAUAUCAAGCUAUUAUUUGGGCAACUUUCGGUUUUUCUAGUGUUAUCGGACCAUUGUUAGGUGGCGCAUUUGUCGAUCAUUUGACUUGGCGAUGGGAUGCGAGUAUUCCUCUUUAA